UUUCCCUUCUAAAUAGCGUGAAAAAUCAUUCCAAAAUCAUGGAAAAACCACAGAAAAUGCCAAAAGUGGCAAAGGUAAAAAACAAAGCACCGGCGGAGGUGCAGAUCACCGCGGAACAGCUGCUCCGCGAAGCGAAGGAGCGUGAUCUGGAGAUUUUGCCACCACCGCCGAAACAAAAAAUUUCCGAUGCAGCCGAACUGGCCGACUACCAGCAGCGUAAGCGCAAAACGUUCGAGGACAACCUUCGCAAGAACCGGAUGGUCGUGAGCAACUGGAUCAAGUACGCUCAGUGGGAAGAAUCGCAGAAAGAAAUCCAGCGCGCCCGCUCGAUCUGGGAGCGUGCGAUUGAUAACGAGCAUCGGAAUAUUACGAUAUGGCUGAAGUACGCCGAGAUGGAGAUGAAACACCGGCAGGUGAACCAUGCCCGCAAUUUGUGGGACCGUGCGGUCACGAUAAUGCCGCGCGUCAAUCAGUUCUGGUACAAGUACACGUACAUGGAGGAAAUGUUGGAGAAUGUGGCCGGUGCACGGCAGGUGUUUGAGCGCUGGAUGGAAUGGCAGCCAGAAGAGCAGGCCUGGCAGACGUACAUCAACUUCGAGCUGCGCUACAAAGAGAUCGACCGGGCACGGUCGAUCUACGAACGGUUCGUGAUGGUACAUCCGGAAGUGAAGAACUGGAUCAAGUACGCACGGUUCGAGGAAGCGCACGGGUUCAUCAAUGGAGCGCGGACCGUUUACGAACGUGCGAUUGAGUUUUUCGGAGACGAUCACGCUGACGAACGAUUGUUUAUUGCGUUUGCCCGGUUUGAGGAGGGACAAAAGGAGCAUGACCGUGUUCGGGUCAUCUACAAGUACGCCCUGGACCAUUUGCCGAAGGAUCGCACCACAGACCUUUACAAAGCGUACACGAUUCACGAGAAAAAGUAUGGUGAUCGGUCGGGAAUAGAGGAUGUGAUUGUUUCAAAGCGCAAGUUCCAGUACGAGCAGGAAGUGAACGACAAUCCAACCAACUACGAUGCGUGGUUCGAUUAUCUCCGACUGGUCGAGAACGAAAACGAUCCCGAAUUGAUACGCGAAACGUAUGAACGAUCGAUUGCGAACGUUCCACCGGCAAAGGACAAGAACCUCUGGCGUCGAUACAUUUACUUGUGGAUCAAUUACGCGCUGUACGAGGAGCUGGAGACGGAAGAUCUCGAACGGACCAGACAAAUCUAUCGCACCUGUCUUGAGCUGAUCCCCCACAAACUGUUUACGUUCAGCAAGAUUUGGCUGCUGUAUGCUCAGUUUGAAAUCCGUUGCAAAAAUCUUCAAACUGCUCGCAAAACGCUUGGCAUGGCGAUUGGGCGCUGCCCGCGGGAUAAGCUGUUCCGCGGCUACAUCGAUCUAGAGAUACAGCUGCGCGAGUUUGACCGGUGCCGUAUUUUGUACGAAAAGUUUCUCGAAUUCGGUCCCGAAAACUGUACCACCUGGAUGAAGUUUGCCGAACUGGAAUCGUUGCUCGGUGACACGGAUCGGGCACGGGCAAUUUACGAGCUGGCCAUACAGCAACCGCGCCUCGAUAUGCCCGAAUUGCUGUGGAAGAGUUACAUCGAUUUUGAGGUACAGCAGGGCGAGUUCGAAUUGGCACGCCAACUUUACGAACGGUUGCUCGAACGUACGGUGCACGUGAAGGUUUGGAUUUCGUACGCCAAGUUUGAAAUAAGCGCUGAAAACGAAGAGGAAGGACUGAACGUACCACUGGCCCGGCGCAUAUACGAGCGAGCCAACGAAUGUUUGAAGGGUUUGGCCGAGAAAGAAUCGCGUGUGCUGGUGCUGGAGGCAUGGCGUGACUUCGAGCGCGAUCAGGGUGAUGAAGCGAGCCUGAAGAAGGUGCUGGAAAAGAUGCCACGGAAGGUGAAGAAGCGGCAGAAGAUUGUGUCGGAGUCGGGUGUGGAGGAAGGUUGGGAGGAAGUGUUCGAUUUCAUCUUCCCCGAGGAUGAAAUGGCUCGGCCGAAUCUGAAGUUGCUAGCAGCAGCUAAAAACUGGAAACGCAAACAGGACACGGAUGUUCCGCCGGUAGUAGCCGCAAUGGAGAGCGAUCGGAACGUAUUGCAAGAUGAAGACCCUAGCGAGGGCCAGCAGCAGCAAGAACAGGACGAGGAACAGAUGAACGUUGGCGAAGAGGAAGGAGAAUCGGACCAAGCGGAUAAAGCUGAUGAAUAA
This is a messenger RNA of Anopheles maculipalpis, 2201 nucleotides long. RefSeq names its product protein crooked neck (gene crn). Gene Ontology annotation, molecular function: protein binding. Bases 39 to 2201 code for a protein of 720 amino acids. The transcript has 2 exons. The record is from RefSeq and is a predicted model, not a curated record. Gene Ontology annotation, biological process: spliceosomal complex assembly; mRNA splicing, via spliceosome. Gene Ontology annotation, cellular component: precatalytic spliceosome; U2-type catalytic step 2 spliceosome; post-mRNA release spliceosomal complex. Lineage: Eukaryota; Metazoa; Arthropoda; Insecta; Diptera; Culicidae.